UGUUCAAGAUUACAACUCCAACUCCAUGUGCAGCUACUCCCAGAAUCAAACCACCACGGGCAACAGUCCAUCUCACCAACACAUACACGCUCAAUUGGACUACUAUAAUGCGUCCAACAUUCCGUGCGCUUGCGCGCUACCUUGAAGCCGGAACUCCCACUGGUCUGACCGGUCUAUGGACGCACGCCACCCCCCGAUCGACACUUUUGUACCUCUACGGAAGCACUCUCAACAAAUUGAAGGCCUUGCCCGAAACCUCGAUGUACCGCCAGUCCGUCGAAGCUGUCACAAAGCACCGUUUGAGCAUUGUUGAACAAAUUGUUCCUGUUGGACAUGCCGAGUGGGCUGUUCGCGCUAAAGAGCUCAUUGCUAAGAACCCCAACCAGUUCAAGGUUGCUGGCGACCGAAUCGACGGCAGUGGCUCCAGAAUAGUUACACUAGGCGACCAGGUCUUUGUUAUUGGAACGAGACACGAAGCUGGUGACAUCAGAAGCGAAGAAUGGGAUGGCGAGGUCGAUGAGGGUGGUGAAUUGGAGGGCGCUCGCACGCCCGCUGAGCGAGCCGAUCAAGCUGCCUGGGCUGAGCGCGAGGCACUGCAACAGGGCGACCACUCUGAGUGGGUUGAGGAACCUCAGCUGACUGCUGAACAGGUCCAAGAACUCGAGCAGAAAAUUGGUGCUGGUCUCAUUGAAGAAGUAAUUCAAGUCGCAGAAGGCGAACUGCAGUUGAUUCAAACCAUGGAGAAAGCCAAGGUUUGGGAAGAGUUGGAGGAGAAGCCUGUUGAAGGGCAGUGGACAUACUUUGACCGCACUGCUCACUAAACGCAUUUGUAGCGAUUUGGUGCCGUUUUAAUGUCUUUUUUUCGUAUAUGUAAAAUAGGAAAGGCUAUUCUAGUUGUACAUCAAACACCAAUUAGCAAAAGCCUGCAAAGCAGAAUUGGCCCUCAUAACACUUCUUGUAAUUCAAGCGCGGGACUCCUGUAUCGAUACGUGUAAACCCUUGGGUUGACAAUCGCUAAAAGCGCGUUUAACGACGAGAAUUCAUAGAACUCAUUUCAAAAAAGGUCUACAGAUGUCACGACCUGCUGGAUCGCUCUAUAGUCUGUCGGUCACAACACUCACGACAGUCACGAUAUCGAAAUAGUUGCUACGCGACGUGUUCGCUUGCUAGCUGGCAAAUAAAGAAGUUUCAACAACAAGUGUUUGCCAGCUGGCAAAGAAAAGCCGCCAGCUGGCAGGAUCACAACAACCUUGUACAUAAAUAGAGAAGUGAACUGUGGAAGGAGGAGAGGGAUUUGUCCUUCUUCAAGUUUGUUGUCUCCUUUCUAUCUCAUAUAUAGAACAGUUAACAAUAGCAUUAUGUUUGGCGAACUUUUCUCGUAAUACCUAGACAGCUACGUGACAACAGAGUACCUAAUACCCUGUACACUCUUGGGGCCUAACAACAAUAUCGGUAUCUCGCUAAUUAAUUACAGUAAUUUUAAUACUAUGUCUAUGUAUUUACCUGUUACGCCAAUGAUUUAUAGUGUAAUUUAUUUUCGGC
Messenger RNA from [Torrubiella] hemipterigena, 1542 nucleotides. The record is from the annotation of a GenBank genome assembly. NCBI's taxonomy places the organism in Eukaryota, Fungi, Ascomycota, Sordariomycetes, Hypocreales, Clavicipitaceae.